Ylistrum balloti is the source of this 846-nucleotide messenger RNA. RefSeq lists its product as uncharacterized. NCBI's taxonomy places the organism in Eukaryota, Metazoa, Mollusca, Bivalvia, Pectinida, Pectinidae. The transcript has 3 exons. The coding region runs from base 1 to 846 and encodes 281 amino acids. The record is from RefSeq and is a predicted model, not a curated record. Gene Ontology annotation, molecular function: chitin binding. Gene Ontology annotation, cellular component: extracellular region.
AUGUUGUUUAUAAGUUUGUUCGCGAUCUGCGUCUCCGUUGCGUUUGCAGAAGAUCACUGUAGAGAUGUGAAGGGGUCAAGAUGGUUAACAGAUCCAAAUGAUUGUUCCAGCUUUUACGUUUGUUUUCAUGGAAUGGAAUUUAAAUAUACUUGUCCAACAAACACGGUGACAGAUGUUGUGAGCCGCGCGUGCGUUCCGAAAGGGUCCCGACUUGACACAUGUAAGAAAGGAAAACCGGAAGUCGAUCAAGGAAAAGUAAAUGUUGAUGAAGUAAAGCCAACUGUAGACCAGGGUAAAACGGACUCUGUCCAAGGGAAACCCGACACGACCCAAGUUAAACCAACUGUCGACCAGGGAAAGCCACCACUGGGAGGAUUGGCCGUAAUACACACUCAGACUGUGUGCCAGUCAACUCCCAAGGACAGACUGCCCCACUCUAACUGUGCCAAGUACGUGGACUGUCACUCCGGUGUCCCAAAUGUCAAUGAAUGUCCUUAUCCUCAGCUCUAUGACGUCACUACAGAACAAUGCCAGCACCAUGAUAAAGUCCAGUGUGAGAACAGGAAGGAACCCAAAUCACCAUGUGACUACGACGCCUACCAAUGUGGUUUGUCCUCUCACUGUGUGCCGUGUGAGGUUAGAUUUCCCAGCUGUGAAGGUGCAGAUGACGGCCCCAAUCCCUGGAAAGGACGGGAAUGGACACCAUAUUUCAUCACAUGUUACAAGGAACGCCUAACUUUCCAGUCUAAGUGUACAUUGGACGCCAGCAGUGCUGGGAGUUAUGUGUUCGAUCCCGUCAAGAAACAAUGCGUUGACGUAAAGGAUGUAACUAUGUUAUAUAAAUAA